Osmerus eperlanus (European smelt) is the source of this 2160-nucleotide messenger RNA. Its product is annotated as zinc finger protein 62 homolog. Gene Ontology annotation, molecular function: DNA-binding transcription repressor activity, RNA polymerase II-specific; RNA polymerase II cis-regulatory region sequence-specific DNA binding. Gene Ontology annotation, biological process: regulation of transcription by RNA polymerase II. The transcript is spliced from 3 exons. Bases 337 to 1905 code for a protein of 522 amino acids. Gene Ontology annotation, cellular component: nucleoplasm. NCBI's taxonomy places the organism in Eukaryota, Metazoa, Chordata, Actinopteri, Osmeriformes, Osmeridae. The record is from RefSeq and is a predicted model, not a curated record.
CCAUUCCUGUGAACCUUUAGUUUGUUGUAUUUCCCAGGUUAGUACGUCGUGAAUAUCACAUAAAUAUAUCAUAUUAGAGCUAAAAUUUACGUGGUAGUAGUGAAUAAUGAGUUUUGUUUUUGAGUGUGCAAUACCAAGUGUUUAAUAGAUGCGAGGGCAGUGCUACGGACAACCAAAAUCCGAGAAAACGAUGAUAUCUUCUGUUGGCCAGUCAUACUUGAUCCUGGGCGGAGACUAGACAGAGAGGACAUCUUAAGGCUCCAGAGAGACUCAACCAGAGAGACUACAGAGAUAAACUCAACCAGAGAGACCAAACAUAACAAAGAGAGACCCGUUAUGGAGACAAAUCACUGUGAUACCUGUGGGAAGAGCCUUUCCUCACCCAGUUACCUCAAGCAACACAUGAUGAUCCACACAGGAGAGAAGCCCUACAGCUGUGACCUCUGUGGUCAAACCUUCAGGAGUGCUAACCGUUUAAGAAUUCACAGCAGGAUCCACACUGGAGAGAAGCCCUACAGCUGUGACCUCUGUGGUAAAACCUUUAGCCGGUCGGACGGUUUAAGAGUUCACCGCAGGAUCCACACUGGGGUGAAGCCCUACAGCUGUGACUUAUGUGAUAAAACCUUUAGCCAUGCUGCCCAUUUAAGAGAUCACCACAUGAUCCACACUGGAGAGAAGCCUUACUGCUGUGACCUCUGUGGUAAAACCUUUAGCCAGGCUAGCAAUUUAAGAUAUCAUCGCAGGACCCACACUGGAGAGAAGCCCUACAGCUGUGACCUCUGUGGUAAAACCUUUAGCCAGGCUGGCAAUUUAAGAUCUCACCGCAGAAUCCACACUGGAGAGAAGCCCUACAGCUGUGACCUCUGUGGUCGAAGUUUUAGCAAGGCUGCCACUUUCAUAGUUCACCGCAGGAUCCACACUGGAGAGAAGCCCUACAGCUGUGACCUCUGUGGUAAAACCUUUAGCCAUGCUGACAGUUUAAGAUCUCACCGCAGGACCCACAUUGGAAAGAAGCCCUACAGCUGUGACCUCUGUGAUGAAGCCUUCUUUACGUCUGGUGGAUUGAAGAAGCACCACAUGACCCACACUGGAGAGAAGCCUUACUGCUGUGACCUCUGUGGUAAAACCUUUAGCCAGGCUAGCAAUUUCAGAUAUCAUCGCAGGACCCACACUGGAGAGAAGCCCUACAGCUGUGACCUCUGUGGUAAAACCUUUAGCCAGGCUGGCAAUUUAAGAUCUCACCGCAGAAUCCACACUGGAGAGAAGCCCUAUAGCUGUGACCUCUGUGGUCGAAGUUUUAGCAAGGCUGCCACUUUCAUAGUUCACCGCAGGAUCCAUACUGGAGAGAAGCCCUACAGCUGUGACCUCUGUGGUAAAACCUUAAGCCAUGCUGACAGUUUAAGGUCUCACCGCAGGACCCACACUGGAGAGAAGCCCUACAGCUGUGAACUCUGUGGUAAAACAUUUAGCCAUGCAAAUACUCUCAGCCUUCACAGCAGGAUCCACACUGGAGAGAAGCCCUACAGCUGUGACCUCUGUGGUAAAACCUUUAGCCAGUCUGGCAGUUUAAGAGCUCACAGCAGGAUCCACACUGGAGAGAAGCCCUACAGCUGUGACCUCUGUGGUAAAACCUUUAGCCGGGCUGGCAGUUUAAGAGCUCACAGCAGGAUCCACACUGGAGAGAAGCCCUACAGCUGUGACCUCUGUGGGAAAACCUUUAGUGACUCUUCUACUUUUAGAAAGCACAGCAGGAUCCACACUGGAGAGAAGCCCUACAGCUGUGAGUGCUGUGAUAAAGCCUUCUCUACGUCUGGUGGAUUGAAAAAGCACAAAAGGACCCACACUGGAGAGAAGCCCACAGCUGCCCACACUGUGCCUAUCCAGGUAAAAGAAACAACAAUCUGAAGAGUCACCUGAGUGUCCAGGAUAGGAAACCCCAGAAGCAGUGAUGUCUGGGGCCACGCUGUCCCAGCAGUCAACUUUCUGUUCUGAAACAGUUUGUUCUCUUCUCAAGCAAUUUGUUCUCUUCUGAAACAGUUUGUUGUCUUCUGAAACAGUUUGUUCUCUUCUGAAGUGUACUUUCUUAAUAAACCCAACAAAGUGAAACGCAAUGUUUAUAUUACAUAAAACUCAAAUGUUAACACGUGCUUGCAUUAACAA